This is a messenger RNA of Oxyura jamaicensis (ruddy duck), 7008 nucleotides long. RefSeq names its product synapsin III (gene SYN3). Gene Ontology annotation, cellular component: synaptic vesicle membrane; synaptic vesicle. Gene Ontology annotation, biological process: neurotransmitter secretion. Gene Ontology annotation, molecular function: ATP binding. The record is from RefSeq and is a predicted model, not a curated record. The coding region runs from base 399 to 2147 and encodes 582 amino acids. NCBI's taxonomy places the organism in Eukaryota, Metazoa, Chordata, Aves, Anseriformes, Anatidae. The transcript has 14 exons.
UUAUUCAUCCUGUUCCUGUGAUAAUAUAGUUAUAAGGAGGAGCCUAAUUGAAUUUACUGUCUGGCUUUGGCCAAUAGGGCGAUAAGGAUCCAGCAGAAUGGGAUGACGGUGAAUCCUGCCAGUGUGCUGUGAAUGUGAAGCAGGAGGGACUGGCAGUUUGCGUGCAGGAGGGAAAGAGAAGAGGUCCAGGGCACCCGGAUUAGCAGCCCAAGGAAAGGAGAAGAACAAAAACAUAACUGAAAAACAAAGUCAUAUUCCUCCAGCAGGAUUUCAAGGAGGAAAGCCUGCCUUCCUGCAAGGAAGUUCCCUACACACACACAGAAGCAUUUCCCCAGGACUGGUGACACUGUUGUUCAGUCUUUCUCUUGCUAAGAGGGCUUCCACACAACUUUUCAACAAUGAAUUUCCUCCGGAGACGUCUCUCAGACAGUAGUUUUGUGGCAAAUUUGCCCAAUGGCUACAUGAUGGACUUGCAGCGCCCCGACAACUCCACAAGCUCCCCAGUUUCUCCUGCCAUGGAGAGAAAGCACCCACAGCCACCGCAGCCCUCACAGUCUUCCUCUACUGGCACCAGCAUCUUCAGCUCCAUCUCCAGUGCCAUGAAGCAAACCACACAAGCAGCUGCGGGACUCAUUGAUCACUCAACAAGCCCCACACCACCUGUGGCUCCAAAACCUAAGAUCCUCCUGGUGAUUGAUGAUGCACACACGGAGUGGGCCAAAUAUUUCCAAGGGAAGAAGGUGAAUGGAGAAUUCGAUAUUCGCGUGGAACAGGCUGAGUUCUCCGAGCUGAACCUGGCUGCAUAUGUCAGUGGUGGCUGCAUGGUGGACAUGCAGAUCAUGAGGAAUGGCACCAAGGUGGUAAGGUCCUUCAAGCCUGAUUUUGUCCUGAUCCGGCAGCAUGCCUACAGCAUGGCACUAGGAGAAGACUUCCGCAGCCUCAUCAUCGGCCUCCAGUAUGGUGGCAUCCACACUGUCAACUCCCUCUACUCUAUCUACAACUUCUGCAGCAAGCCCUGGGUGUUUUCUCAGCUCAUUAAAAUCUUCAACUCGCUGGGUCCUGAGAAAUUCCCCCUCGUGGAACAAACUUUCUUCCCAAGCCAUAAGCAGAUGGUCACAACUCCGAAUUUCCCGGUAGUGGUCAAGCUGGGACAUGCUCAUGCUGGAAUGGGGAAGGUGAAAGUUGAGAACCAGCACGACUUCCGGGACAUGGCGAGCAUCGUAGCCAUGGCAAGAACCUACGCCACCUCUGAGCCAUUCAUCGACUCCAAGUAUGACAUCCGAAUCCAGAAAAUCGGCAACAAUUACAAGGCUUACAUGAGGACGUCUAUCUCUGGAAACUGGAAGGCAAACACAGGUUCUGCAAUGCUGGAACAGAUUGCAAUGACAGAGAGGUACAGACUCUGGGCGGAUGCCUGCGCGGAAAUGUUUGGAGGUCUUGAUAUUUGUGCUGUCAAAGCUGUCCACAGCAAAGAUGGAAAAGACUAUAUCAUUGAGGUGAUGGAUAGCUCAAUGCCCCUGAUCGGGGAGCAUGUGGAAGAGGACAGACAGCUUAUAGCAGAUCUGGUUGUUUCCAAAAUGACUCAGCUUGUCAUCACUGCUGGAUCUACCCCAUCACCGCUGAGGCCUUGGCCUCCACAAGUUCAGCCUCAGUCAGUGAAAACUCAGCCUGGACCUCAGCUCGCACAACUGUCCCAGCCACGGCCUCCUCCACAAGGUGGGCCACGCCAGCCUCAGGCAUCUCAGCCUCCACGGACAAAUGCACCUCCGCAGCAACGGCUCUCUCCUCAAGGACAGCAGCCCCAGAGUCCCCUAUCCACUUCACCUCAGCAGCAAAGGUCACCUGGAUCUCCACAGCAAGUCCGAUCAGCAACUGGGUCCUCUCCAGUCCAGGCUUCCAAGACAGGCGUGUUCCCACCACAGCAGCCCAGACCCCCUGCUCAAGGCCGGGCUCCUAGCCAGCCAAGCCCUACUGAAACGUCCAAGCAGCAAGCCAACCCACACCCGCAUCUGAACAAAUCGCAGUCCCUGACAAACACCUUCAGCAUAUCUGAAUCAUCUCAGCGGGGAAACCCCAACGAAGAUGAAGCAAAAGCUGAGACCAUCCGCAACCUGAGGAAAUCAUUUGCUAGCCUGUUUUCCGAUUAACAGUCCUGCAUCUGGAUCUGUGCUUUGGUCAGCCUUCACUCUUCAUAUAUCCAAUGUCAUCCUGGAAUAUACUCAGUGGCACCCAGCAAUUACAGCUAAUACCUGGGUAAAAGGAAUUUAGAAAACUACAGUUGUUUUAAUACAAAGAAAAUAUUCUAAUAACGGCCUGAAAAGUGACUGUAUGAAAGUGGCACUAUUUCAUUGUUUUUUUGUGCAUAAUCAGAAUCAUGUAUGUUCAAAUGACUGAGUUGUAAAUCAAAUUUUACUCCUGCUAACCCCUGUGUAGUCAACAGUUAUUACAGUGCAAACUAGAUUUUAUUUUGGUUUGUAUGUAGUCCAUACAAUUGCUAACUUCCAAUUACAGAAUCCCUGUUGAGGCUAAGAUAAAAGAAAACAAGCUUAUUUCAGAAGCAGAUGUGCAAAGAUGGAGGCACAUAUUCAUUGACUGAUAAAGCGACCAUGCCUGAGCAUGGAAACACUGAACCGUGGAACUUCAUGAUCCCAACUUUACUAAAAGUCACUUUUCAGAGUAAAAUUACUCAUUCAAGUUAAAUACAGUACCAGGCAUCAGUAAACACCGAAGAUCACAUGAGCAGGUCAUCCGGAUGAACUGCUGGUUUGUUCCAGAUCACUCUGCUCAUAGCAGUUAAAACGUCUGUUUCAUGCCUUGCAUUUAAGUCCCCAGCACGUGAUUCCUGAGUUCUGAGAGAAAAAGUCAUGUUCUAACCCUGUAGCCUUAGCUCAAAAAUAACCUGAGAAAUGGGCCUUCCACAAGAAAAAAAAAGGGGGGCAGAACUUCUUUCCCUGUCCUUAGAAAUAGUAGAGAGUUCAUAUCCACUUUUCACACAAAUUUCAGACAAAACCCAGCUAAACUCCAAGCAUUUUGGUGACUUGGUCACAUCUGGCUAAGGCUAUCCCCCAGGAACAUGGUUAAUUAAUAGCAGAGCUGAUGAAGUGCACAUACUUGUGUGCUGAGUGUUCCAUAAUAUAGAUGGGACAGAGAGAUGGAGUGAAAUCCUGUCUUGCUCCUUGAACUCCCAUUGACUGGGGCGAGUGCAAAAUGAAUCAAGGUGACAGACCUGUGAUAGAACAGGAAAACUGUCAUUUCAAAAUAAGAUGAGCUGGGGCCCAUCCAGAGACACCAAGCAAUGGGAUGGCAUGUAUUGCCCCAAGCAGGUAACAGUCUUCCAGAGAAGACAGAGAGAAAUCUUUGCUGACUGUGGUUUCCCUCAAGUUCUGUCAAGUACUUGAGUCACAAAUCAUGCAUACAAUUUGAAGGCCAGACUUCUGGCUUUAUGCUUCCCUUUGCAACUUCACAUCAGUUGCUCUUAGGAAUACCAAGGGAGGAAGGGAGGUCAGGAAGCUAAAAACAUUGGAGCCAGUGGCACAGAUUUUUGCUGUCACUUGAAGAGAGAGGUCUUCAAAUCAGCAAAACCAUCAGCAAUAGUUGACAUUUUGGAUCUCAUGAUUCACUGGAGGGAACAAAGCCAAACAAACCAUUCCUUACUGCACAGAACCUGUAACAAACAUCUAGAUCCAAUGCAGUCACCUGGACCUAGCAUGACCAACCCCUGAGCAGGCCUGUACAUACAUAACAGCUUUUGUGACCUGUGCACUUUCAGGCAAGUAACUGCAUAGCUUUUCCAGCUUGGAAGGCUCUCGAGACUCAUCUGGACCAAUGAUUUAUACCUCCCACUUCGAAUUAAAGAAUCACCCUAUUCCAUAAUGAUUAAUCUUUUUUUUUUUUUCAGCUCUACGUUGUCCUUCCAGGUUUGCUAGCAGUUUACAAUGUUGCAUCAUAAAUACAUGUCACUGCCUGAGAAAGAAAACAGACCCUGCUGUUCUGCAGUCUCCAGGAGCAAUAAAAGAGUGACAAAUGACCUUGAGCAAACACUGUCCCACUAGCAAGAACAAUAGCAGAUUAACAGACUCCACUAUAUGGAGAGAGGUAACACAACCCUGGUGGGAGAGGAUUUCCUUCUGUAACGCUUCGCUCAGCAUAGCUUAUGCCUUUCCCUACUACACAGUCACCAGAGAUGCAAAGACAGAUACAGAAGUUUAUUGCCAGAAUCCUCAAUUGCUCUAUCAAAUCUUCUUACGUCUCUUACCAAUACAGCCUAUACAAAAUGGAGUAACUACUGACUAGUAAGGCAUGGCCCCGUAAAACGACCCCAGUUGCUCACUGAAGCCACAGCAGGGGAAUCAUUUGCUGGUGCUGCACUUGAGCACAGCAGGGCUGUCCUGCAGCUGACCACCGCAGCAGGAUAGCACUGCUGGUUUGAUGCCCAGCUGCCAUCUCAGACCUGCCUGCAGCUCCCAACUGUCAUCUUUCAAGGGACAAGCAAACAGAAUGUGAUCUCCCCUCCUCCUAGCUCCAGCUUGCAGAAAUUAGUAAAAGUAACAGGCAGUAGCAGCUUAUCCUGCCUAUUGCUAUAGUUCCUAAAAAGCAUUUUCAGUUCUGUCCACAAGAGUGCUUUAACGAACAUACUGAGCCGAUGUCCUGAGAUAAAAUGAUGAAACUCUGUACUGUGCCCUAUAAAUGCCCCAACAGUACACUUCAAUCUACAAACUAGAUAUUGUGGCUAACAGAUGAUGCACAAACACACCAUUGUAUGUUGAGGUUAUCACUUUCGAUGCAGGGUUUCUAUUCCAAAAUCCCUACAACCUAACAAAGCAACAGAGAGAGGAAAUGCAAGGAUUAUAUUCUCCAUUUUAUGAGUCGUGAACUAAGGCAUACCCAACUAUUUAGGUACCUAAGUAUAACAGCUGGAGUUGAGUACAGCUAAAAAGGCAACACAGAAGUUGGUGAAUAGCAGUUACAUUUAAAUCACAGGACAGACAUGCCCCACAGCAUGCCUUGGGGUCCUUCUCACAGCUGUGAAAACUGAACACCUGGUCAGAGCACACUGGGUCUCCCUUUUGUCCUGCAUGCUUUAAUUUUCUUCACAUGGAUGCCAGGAAACAUGAAUAGAUGUGUGUGUUUGGAUUCAGCCCAAGAAGCUGGGACACAGCUAAGACACCCACUCAUAUCCACCACCUGGAAAAUGACUUUACAUUUUGCUUUUCAGAUACACACCGAGGAACAUCUUGACCUUCUUGUAGUAUUUAUGUGUGGCAUUUCAAGAGGAAUGUAACUCACGUUCUCAUGCAAUUAAACAUCUUGUAUAAAGCUAGGGCUCAGAAUAGCAGUCCUGCUCCAGUAACUGCAGCUGUACCUUCUUCUCUCUCACUGAUCACAGACAGGUACAUAGGACCUUAUACCUUGCAUAUGCCCUUUUUUCUUUUUAAUGAAGUUGUCUUAAGUUUUAGGACAAAGGUAAAACAAUAAAAAGACAAAAAAAAAAAAAAAAGAAAAAAAAUAAGUUUCCAAUUUCCAAAUGAAUGUUAGUAGCAACCAUACAGCACUGGAUACAGAUGAACAGUACACGUAAGGAAUGGGGGCCACCUUAAGGCACUUCACCUUUUGUGGCAUCUCUUCUGUAGUUUGCAAACAGCAAUUACACAUAUACAUGUCUUAGAAGCUGCCAAAUAACAAAAAUAAGUAGCUGGUUUUCACAUAUUUCCUGUUUUCUUUUCCUUUUAUACUGUUGGUCCUGAGAUAGUCACAUAGUAUUUCAUGUACUGUUUUAUGAAUUAAGGGAACUCCUCUGUAGGAAACUCAACAGUUCAGGAUAAGUCAGAUUCCUUUCUCUUUGGCUCACGAUGCCUUCACUACACUGUGAAGGAACAAAAAAGAAAAUGAAGGAAUAUCUUCAGGUCACUCAUUGGCAUAUCUGUAAUAAUGCUGAGUUCAUUUCUUCACAAACAAAUGUCCAAAUGACAAAAUCCAGCAUAAACAGAACAUGUGGCAUAAGCCUGGGAGACAAAUGACCAGGUUGUCUUUGUGGCAGAGGGCUGAACUCCACAGCAGCAAGAAGUGUGCCCGCAGAGUGAGCAAUGUGGAUAUCAUCAAGGCAUUAGUAAUGAGUACCUUCGGUACCACAAAAUUAAUCUAUCACACACAAAGAUCAUUGUUCCCAGAAAUAGCUUGAAAAAAAAGUGAAGAAUAAGUUACAAAAUAUUUUAUCAGUUAAAAUUGGGUGACCUUAUCUAAAUAUAAUGUAUGUGUUUCUGAAGAAUUCAGCACAAGGACAAAAUGGUGCAAGAUCCACAGUGUGGACAUCCCUUUUCUUUCUUAUAGCCAGUGGAAUAUAAAGAAUCACUGUUAGCUCCAAGAUGCGCUUCACUUAAGUGAAGAACCCAUUGGAACAAGGAAAUUCAACCACUUUAGGAAAAUGUUAAAAAUUAAGGCUAGACUUGGCAUCAAAUGGGAACCACUGCCCCCCAGAUUCUAUAGAUACUCAUUCUCCAGCGUUUGAUAAGGGCAGGAUUUGCACUGGUAUGCUGUAGCUGUGAAGUAGGAGAAGGGAAAAAAAGGAAAUGCAACUUUUGAGAGCAAAAUAAAGUAUUAUAUUUUACUCCCGUGGGAGUUAAUAACAAAACUUUCUGACCAUACUGAAGUCAGCUGAUUUUAUACAAAACAAGAUGAAUCACUGAAAUACCACCUGAAAAAGCACAUAAUGUUACCGAUUAAACAGCUUGUAUUUAAUAGGAAAUGUAAUCCAUUUCCCUUCUUUGAAUUCCAGAAGGAUUGUAGAAAAUAGUAUCAGCUGUCACAACAGUCAUCAGUACCAUUUACAUCUUCAGAAACAGAUAUCAAUCCAUCUUAAAAAGGAAAAAAAAAAGAAAAAAGUUCUAGCAAAGUUUAGUUAUUCCAGUCUUUCUUUAAUUGAGCUUCAGCAUCAGACUGAAGAUCUCAUCAGAAGACUUUAACAGCGACCUUGUUAGUUGUUCAUUAAUUAACGAGACAACAAUUGAAAGG